Molecule: messenger RNA, 1436 nt
Organism: Aspergillus melleus
Lineage: Eukaryota; Fungi; Ascomycota; Eurotiomycetes; Eurotiales; Aspergillaceae
Product: histidinol-phosphatase
Exons: 3
Coding region: 294-1217 (307 amino acids)
Biological process (GO): L-histidine biosynthetic process
Cellular component (GO): cytoplasm
Molecular function (GO): histidinol-phosphatase activity
Source: RefSeq, a predicted model, not a curated record
UUUUCUUGCACGACCAGUUUUCUUCGUCUACCCGAAGGUCACGCUCGUUGCGCAGCAUCUCGCCUUUCUUACAUGAACCUAUAGAAAUUUUGGACUUGAUUUUGCCUUGCUGUACUUGUGCCUAAGUGUUUUACCUACGUAUACCUGCUUAUCUUGAGUCAUUGCGGGGCAACUGUAGUAAGUGCGGCGUUCAUGUCUUCUUGUCUGCGAUCUCAUAUCAGGGCGAAGACGGGUUUUACCUACCCUAACCUGUUUAUGAUAUACCGUGUGGCAGUUACUGACCUCUUCAGAAAAUGCCGUUUUCGCACCACAGCCACUCGGGCCAGUUCUGCCCCGGUCAUGCCAAAGACUCCCUAGAGGAGGUGAUCCAGUUGGCCAUCUCCAAGAAGUUCAGGACCUUCUGCCUGACGGAGCAUAUGCCCCGGGGAUCAGAAGACUACUACCCAGAGGAGAUCGAAGCCAACACGACCAUGGCCAGCAUGGUCGCCAACGAAGCCGCCUACUUCCAGGAGGCGCAACGACUGCGUGCCAAGUACGCCGAUCAGAUCCAGAUCCUGAUCGGGUUCGAGAUCGACUGGAUUCGGCCGGAAUCGCGCACGCUGGUCGAGGAGUCUCUAAGCCGGCACCCCUUCGAGUUCUUCAUGGGCUCGGUGCAUCACACGCUGACGGUGCCGAUUGACUACGAUCGGCCGAUGUACGAGAAGGCACGGGACCUGGCCGGCGGUACGGACGAGCAACUGUUCGAGGCGUAUUUCGAUGAGCAGUUGGAUAUGCUGCGGCAGUUGAAGCCGCUCGUCGUGGGUCACUUCGACCUGAUCCGGUUGAAGAGCGACGACCCCGAGCGCAGCUUCCGGCAGUGGCCCGGGGUGUGGGAGCGCAUCCUACGCAAUCUGGACUUUGUGGCGUCGUACGGAGGGAUCCUGGAGUUGAACUCGGCGGCCCUGCGCAAGGGGAUGAGUGAGCCGUAUCCGAACGGGGAGAUCUGUCAGGAAUUCCUCAAGCGAGGAGGUCGGUUCUGUCUGUCCGACGACAGCCACGGACUAGACCAGGUUGGGUUGAACUUCCACCGGGUUUUGGAAUUCAUCGAGCGCGUGGGCAUCUCGACGCUGCAUUAUCUGGAGCUGGCCGAGAGAGCAGCGGUGGAUGAGCGAUUCCCUCGCACUCAGGUUCGGUCAAUUAGCGUGAAGGAGGUGAAGCAGGAAGCAUUUUGGCAGUGAAGUGCUCUCGUAGACAUUUGCAUAUAUAUGAAUCUAUAGUCGAGCGGACAGUUGUAGUUGACAUCCUGUAUACUUCCCCUGGUGCCUGAGAAAAGAGGUACCCACCGUACCUAGAAUACAUACGGUACGGACAAUACGCGGGUGGUACCGAUAAGAUACGGUACAAAACCCCACUUGGUUCUUAUUUAUUCACGUUUUUUUCUCUCAGCGGCCCCUCAU